GCUGCUUCCUGCUGCUUCCUGCCUGCUGCUGCCUGCUGCUGCUUGUCGCUGCUUGUCGUUUCGCACACUUAUGCUUGGCCUCUGGGUUUGUGUCUUUCUCUGCUCUUAUGUCGUCGGUCUGCGAGCGACAACUGCUGCCAGAGGCCUUUGCCCGGCCACGAAAAUUGUCCCUCGCAGAGAAAAACUGUGAGUGGCGCAAAGCGGAGCAAGCAAAGUUUGGGCCGUUUGAUGCCCUGGAGCACGAGGCCUCGCGAUUCCGGCUCCCUGGAAACGCCCGAUGGAUGGCGGGAAGAAGUGACCGACGUCGACGCGGUCGGGACAGCUCCGCACACGCGCGUUCAAGGGCCCGAGGUUCCCGCUUCGGUCCUGUGGAAAUAGUCAUUAUUGCGUAAGAUUUCGUUAACGGCCUCGCUCACCUCGUCCUCCAGGUGUCGACCGGUUCCUCCUAUUUUAAUGACAGCAAACGCCGCGGGACUCCGGCGCUUAAGGGCUGCUUCUGGACUCGGCUCUACGCGGGACUAAUCCGCCACCUUUGCCGUGCUCCUCUACGUGCUCCCGCAGACGGCCGGGUCCGAACGGCUACUGUACGUAGGGGCGAUUUCUUGGGCUGCUUCCGAGGAGGCGAACGAACGGCCCUUAUUCGCAAGUUUGAGUUUGCGGAAAAACGGAUGUUGAAGAGCGAUCGAGCGGAAGGAGCUGAGCGCCGCGGGAUCGACAGCCUUUGGAUGGGAAAUUCGAGCGGAGCGAGGAGUCCUACCGGAAAACGUGACGUUAUCACCCGGCAGACCGAUGGCUAAUAUGCAUCUAAACCUGUAAUGUGUAACAGGAUGAAGGUUUUGUAAUGCGGUGCCUUUUUAACCUUAAUGCACCUAAUAGUUAAACGCGUUGACAAAGAAGUGACAUCCGUAGUCUGAACGCGUGGGAGCAGACAGCAGUUUCCGCAAAGGAAUCGAAUCGCAAAACUAGGCCGUGCGCCUAAUCAUUAUGUUUGAAUGGUACAGAAUGUUACCCUGGUAUCUCCGCGUCCUCCAUCUGCGGCACCCGGUGUUCCGGAGCCGGGCAGGAACGUGGGUGCGGAGGAAGCGAGCCGACGGUUUAAGGAGGACGGCGAAGGGCGGUACGACGCUCUCGCGGACCGUCGCCGACCCGGGACCUGACUGCGCGGACCCUCGUGACGCACCGCGAUACGGUUUCUGCGUGGUUACGUGGCUCGGCUGAGAGGAGUCCCCCGCAAACGGCGGAGGGGAAUUCUUGGAGGCCCAUGUCCCUCCUGACCGGUCGCUCGGAUUGAAUUAUGACAUUCGGUCCCAUCGUUGGUAACCAUAGAAACUGCUUUCUGCAGGAGGUCUCUCCACCAGUUGGUGCUCUCGUGAAAGUGAUCAGACACCAGAAAUGGACUCCAAUCUUUGUGUGUGAUCUUGGCAGCAUCCCUCCUGCCCUGCCCUGCCCUCUUCACGCCAUGUCACGCGGGACGCGCGACGGUCCCCAGCAAAGCCCUGGGAUCGAAGGGCUCGUCCGCACCUGCAGCGCCAACGUCCAGAGGAUCGCGCACCGCACGGCCCAGAUGAAGACCGUGAUGAAGCAGCUGGAGAGCCGGACGGUGCAGGAGGACAGUGAGCUGCAGGACAAACUGAUGCAGCUGCAGCAAAAUGCAAACCAUCUGACCAAGGAGACCUGCAAACACAUGAAGGACCUGGUUGCACUGCCACUGCCUGAGUGCCCUUCGCAGCAGGUGGGUGUGUGUGUGUGUGUGUGUGUGUGUGUGUGUUGGCAGAGACCCCCCACCCCUGUUCUCCCUGUCUCCCUCCAGAGGCAGCAAAAGAUCCAGAGGGAACGCCUGCUGAAGGACUUCACAGCUGCUCUCGAGGACCUGCAGGCUGUCCAGCGGCGUGUGUCUCGCCAGGGGGCGGAGUCAGCGGCAAAAGUGCCAGUCGCGUCCCGCCUCUCUGGGGAGCGAGGUGGCCGUGACAACAAAGAGCAGGUGGCACCUGGGUGGGGGGGUCAGGGACAGACCUGUGAGAACCACCUAGGAUCACUGUGCCCCCCCAGCAAACAGGACAGCUUGGGACAACAUGACCAAUCACAGGAGAGCUCCCUCACACAGGAGGACCUAGAGAUGGUCAAGGAGAGACAGGCGAACCUGCUUCAGCUGGAGUCCGACAUCAUGGAUGUGGCUCACAUCUUCAAGGAUCUGACCGUAUUGAUCCAGGACCAGGGCGACAUGCUUGACAGCAUACAGGCUAACGUGGAGAGCACACAGGAGCGGGUGGAGCAGGGUGUGGAGCGGCUCCACCGGGCCACCAGCCGACAGCAAUCGUCCCGGAAGAAGAUGUGCUUCCUGGCCCUCAUGAUGUCGCUGAUGAUGUCACUGACAACGGCGGCCCUCGGCACAGUCUGGGAGAGCAGCGCAUGAGUUGCUCCACCACGGGUUGGGUGUUGGGGGUGCUUCACAGGGACACACUUUGGGAGGGGGGCUACGGGGCCGAGUCUGCAAGGACUCCCCCUUAACCAAGGGAAUAAAUGAAGUGUGUGUGUGUGUGUGUGUGAGACGGAGAUGCUGGGCAACUUUCGCAUCAUCCCUUUCAAUGAUUUCUAUCAAUAAAGAGCAGUAAAAACAUG
Messenger RNA from Scleropages formosus (Asian bonytongue), 2619 nucleotides. RefSeq names its product syntaxin-12-like. Bases 1295 to 2413 code for a protein of 372 amino acids. Gene Ontology annotation, molecular function: SNAP receptor activity; SNARE binding. Lineage: Eukaryota; Metazoa; Chordata; Actinopteri; Osteoglossiformes; Osteoglossidae. The transcript has 8 exons. The record is from RefSeq and is a predicted model, not a curated record. Gene Ontology annotation, cellular component: SNARE complex; synaptic vesicle; synaptic vesicle membrane. Gene Ontology annotation, biological process: autophagosome assembly; vesicle fusion; intracellular protein transport.